Messenger RNA from Macrosteles quadrilineatus (aster leafhopper), 6327 nucleotides. Its product is annotated as cAMP-dependent protein kinase inhibitor beta-like. The transcript has 4 exons. Gene Ontology annotation, molecular function: cAMP-dependent protein kinase inhibitor activity. The coding region runs from base 257 to 610 and encodes 117 amino acids. Gene Ontology annotation, biological process: negative regulation of cAMP-dependent protein kinase activity. Gene Ontology annotation, cellular component: cytoplasm; nucleus. NCBI's taxonomy places the organism in Eukaryota, Metazoa, Arthropoda, Insecta, Hemiptera, Cicadellidae. The record is from RefSeq and is a predicted model, not a curated record.
ACAACUUGUAAAAUUAUUGUAUUACUGCUUUGUGAAUGUGUUAUUUAUAGACCUAACUAAUUGCAAGUAUAUUAAUGUGGGUAUUAAUUUUAUCCAGUUAAUGUUAAAACUGUAAUAAUUCGGUUAAUUUACCCAGCAUCUACCACGAUACACUUUUCUGUGCAGUCGCAUAAUUUCCCCGGGAUUUGUGAACUGUGAAGUGGUUAUUUCGGUAUUUAUUACACCCCACGGAUCUCUGAACAUUUCUGAGCAGAGAAUGACCAAAGGUUCCAGUCCGUCGCCGCGUCGCAGUCGCAAGUCGCAGGCACCCAUGAGACGUCUGACUCGCAAGUCAGUGGUAAAGAUGCUGAGUGCUAUGGCCGAGCAGUCGCCCGAUGCCACGCGAGACGUGACCCAAGACUUCCUGACGACGGGGAGAGCGGGGCGACGCAACGCUCUACCAGACAUUCUCGGUGAACACGCCCUCACCUCUACUUCCGACCUUCCUGACAAGCUCAAGGGUCUUUCCACUCAAGAUGACACAGAGCCGACAGCUUCCUCCAGCGGAACUCAAACUUCUCAAGACAGCAAACCCUCGACAAGUAACAGCAAGCCACAGAAGACGAGUUGAAACCACAGCGUCUGUUUGACGAUUAGUGUCGGCUGCCUUUCUAGUAUUUAUUUUAGGUUUUAUUACUUUAUGAAUGGCUUUAAUUUGAGCAUAUGUCGAUUAUGUGCCUUUCAUAGUAUUUUUUCCAGUUUUGCCAAGACAAGUUGUCAAUUGACAAUAGUGACAUCUAUGUUUUAUUAAGUUUUGGAUGUUGGUCAUGUAAUUAUUAUACUGAAGAUAGAACAGUGUUUAAUGCAAACACGGCCUAGUUAUUGCUUGAGAAAAGUUUACGUUUUAUAGUGGAAACACCCGUGAAAUUCCAAAUUCGCAAAUUAUACGGGAUAUUAUCACUUUUCGCAGUGGUUACAGUCUUAUUUUAGUAGUAUGAAAUAUGCGGUUAAACAUUUGACAAAUAAGUAGAUUUUGAUAUUAGUAAUUGUUCUGUGAUAUUUUGAGAUAGGGUAUAUGAACUCUACGAGAAAAUUGAUGGAUAUUUUGUUGAAUUCAAAGCUUUUAAUGUGACUGAAAGAUAUGUAGUUGUAUGUGUUAGAUUUUAUUUGUUUAUUUGUUUUUAUUUAUUUGUAAAUAAUUGUGAGAAAGGCACUUGAAAGUACAUGACGAAUAUACAUUCUUCUAUACAUAUUUUUUUGAGUGGUUCGUUUAAGCCUCUGAAAAUAUUACUUGGAAAUAUCAAAUACAUUGUAUUAUUGUUUUAUUUAAGUUUUCAGAAGAAGCAUGUUUUUUAAAAUAUUACACUAUUACAAAAACAUUUUGUUUCAUGUAGGCCUAUUAAAAACUAUAAGCUUACUUAAAAUUUUUCACCGAUAGAUUUAAUAAAAAAGCUUGUAAAACACUUUCUCUUUGUAAUAAGUUAUAAUCUCGUAAAUAUUUAUUUAUGCAACUUCAUUAAAGAAAUUGAUCUAUAAGUCUUAUUUACUGAGUAAUACAACCAAAAUUUUAAAUAUCCAAAGACUAGAAUAAAUAGUCUAUGGCCUAAGUUUUCUCUUCAAAGUUGUUGCCUGAAGAGAAUUUUCUAAAACACGAAUGUAAAUUUGUCAUGAGGUUAAAGUAUCGGUUACGCACACAUGUAUAAAGAGCUAUCAGCUUUAUUUGUACAUAUCGUCAAUGUAUUUUGAAUCUCCACCUUGACUGUAGUAUUGAAAUGUAAAUAUAGGAUUUUUUUUAAACACAACUACAUCUUCAAUUAUUUUGUUGGUUGAAUAUUUUUCUGAUUGUGAUUUUACUGGUUUAAAAUCCCAAAUGAUAUUGAUUUUAGAUUUUCAUGACAUAACUUAAUUUUUGUUUCAAGUAUGUUUGUUUGUUUUUUUUCUAGAAGAAUAUAAAGCAAACAUUUUUAGUCACUCUAGGUUCUAUCAAGAUUCUCUUAUCCGUACGGUGCUCAACAAUUUGUAAUUGGGUGUUAAAUUGACUUUUCCGAAAAGAUACUAUUUCCAGCAUUAUUUAGCUUAAAACACCCAGCAGAAUUAGAUUUUCAGUUAUUUUAUGUUUUUUGUUAGCUUAUUUUCUAUAUUUGACUCCUUUAAUGUGUGUAUUCUAAGUAUGAUAUCAUGGCCUCUAAUACAAGGCAGCGGCGAGAAAAAUGUGGCAACUCCGCAAUACCGGCCUACCAAAACAGCUGUUUGCACACAUUUAUAAUGGAGCAUCUGCGGAAUGUUUAUGUUUACAAUUGAUAAUAUUACUGUUAUUGCUAAGGAAAUAGGCCGGCCGGUGCGAAGUUGCCACUCAACAAUGCCGCAGCCUGUUCAAACAACCCCAAUACGAGUUUUACGCUCACAGAUGCGCUAGUAUUGAUUGUUUAUUUUACUUAACUAGAAUUUAUAUUAAACAGGAUUAUGCUUUAUCAAAAGCUUCAACAACUGUUUAUUGACUUUUAUGCUUCUGUUUUUGUACAUUUUACAUACAACCGGCUUUGGUAUCCACAUUUCUGUCUAGUUUGAUGAAAGCCGACAUUUUUCCUAUAAAGGAACUGUGCCAUUAGUAAGGGAUUGUGUUGUAAACAUUUAUGAAAUAUAUUUUCAAGGCACUAAGAAUUGCUUAGUCUGUAGUUAUUUUUAGAAACAUGUGUUUACAUUUUGAGAUUCUCACAGUCACUGUGACGAAUAUUACUUUUAUAUCAGGUUUUAAACAAGAGAUAUAUAAAAUAGUUGCAACGUGUGUUUGUAGUUUGGCUUAGUAUACACUCAACUGUGUUACCACUUAGUAGUUUUUAGUUCUAUGUAUUAUACAUCACGUGUGUACAAAUCGGGUUUAUUCUUCUUGGCGAAAGAGAUUUUACUCGUACAAUUCAACGCUACAAAGAUCUGACUUUAAUUUUUCUUGUCCUCAAAACAGGAAAAAUUUAUGAAUAUUUUUAGUCCAAUGGCCACCCUGAUAUUCUAGAUGCCCGUGAUUAUUAUUGGUAUAUUUUCCGUUAACACAAUAAUUACAGUUUUCUCUUAUCUCCCAGAUGAUAAUAUAAGUUAAACAAUUAGAUAGCUGAUUUUGUUAAAUAUGCAUCACAACAACUUAUUAAACCGGAUCAGCUUAUAUCUGAUGUGCUUGUAUCUGAUUGUCUAGUUUCUCACCAAAAUCAGCUAGUUUCUCAUAACUACUCUAACAGUCUUCUCUAAUAGUUUCUCAUAAAUUGUAAUAAUCAAAAUGAUUGAUCACUUACCACACAGCUGUCUGUUUGCAAAUCAGUAAAAAUGAAAAUAAGUUGGAAGUCAUUUUGAGUGGUUAUCUUUACAUGAAAAGUACUACUUUUUCUGACAUUUGUUCAUCAAAACUAUAUCAAACUAUAUAAAAAAUAUAGUUCAUCAAAACACGCAAAAAAGGUCUUUUCAACCCAAGCUCAUUUUCCGACUUUGGCUUCGCCUCGAUCGUAAAACUUGAGCUGGUGUCGAAAAGCACAAGGUAUUAUAUUCAUGAUUUAAAAACCUUAAAAAUACCAACAAAAACUGCUGAUUAUUUGAUAAAUCGGAUCGAAUGGUUAUUCAUUGAAUACCUGUCGAUUUCAUUACCUUUACUUAUCUUUUUUACAUUUAUUGUACAGUGUUACAUUUUAAAACGCAUGUAUUAAUCUGUAAAAUGUAGUUAUUGUGAACUAAUAAUAAUAAACAAACUAUUUCCCAAAGCACUUGGUUUUUCAAAGUAUAAUAAUUUUUAUCAGUUCGUAAGCAACGUAGGAAUACUGUAUAGGUUAAAAUAUUCAUUUUCAAAUGUUAUAUCCAACCCUAUGUCUAAUUUUAUUCAAGCAAAAGUAUUAAUAUUAAGUACAAGUCUUGUAAAAAUGUAUUUUGUUGUAUAGGUAAACGUUUUGUUAAAUAUAUCACAUAAUUAUGUUAAAUGUUUCAAUCAAACUUAUAAAGUCAAGACUAUUAAAAAAAACAUGUGCCAAGGAAUAAUACAACUAUUGUCUAGCUCAAACACAACUGUUCAUACAAGUUUUGUAUUGUUGAUGAAAUCAAGUAAUUGUUUUAAAGAUUGAAGAUUAUACCUCUAACUAUGGAUGGAGGAUUGUAGACAUCCCAUCUCCGUCUUGAGUUGCAGCCUAGUUAUAAAAAAAGAACGUUCAAUGCCCAUUCACUGAAGUAAUUCUAUAUGAGAAGUUAAAGCAAUGUUCUAGUUGAAAGAUCUACUACUAGUCCAUUGGGUGGGAUGUCUAGUCUAAUAUCCCAUGUUAUAUUGUAACGCCAAUUGAUUGUUGCUUUUGUUGUCAGAUUAAUGUUCAAAUCAAUGUUAAAUGUGGAAAACUCAGGUGUAAAUUCCCUUCUUCUCACAAAAAGAUGGGGUAAAUGAUUUUACCAUUUCAUACAGGCAACAGAAAUUUUUUUAAGCCAAACAAGUUCACAAAUUAAUCUAGAUAAUGGUGUUUAAUUUCCUUCUACCUUUCAUGCCUAAAACGUUCACAAUUUUUAAAUUUGAUUUACCAUACACCCUUUGAUUAUAUUUGUUUAGUUAUUCUUUAUAAAGCAGACCACUAACCUGUGUAAAAUAUUAAAUUAGAAAUUAGUUAGUUGUAGACUAAAUAAGUUUUAAGUUGAUUCAGCGUGUAACAGAAUCCAGCUUACAAGCUGGUUGCAUGAAAAUCUGUGAAAUAGUGGUCUAGUUUGAAUCAAAAGUUGUGAUCCAUUGGUUGUAUAACAGGCACACUUAGUUGUAAAAAAUACAAAAUAUUGUCAUAUGUUUGUAAAUUGCACUGAGGUAAAAGAAUAUUAAAAUCAGAAUUAAUACCCAUCAAACAUUGUCCAAUAAAGUUUGUGCAUAACUUUUUAAUUAUUUUACUUCUUUAAAUUAAGUUACCAUGAUGAAAAAAUACCUAUUCGCUACACUACUGUGAAAUGACCUGUUUCCGUUGUGUGUUUAUCACCUACGAACAUUUAUCAUUACGGCAAAUGAAUGUUUACUUUGUAAAAGUAAAGUAAUGUUUACUAUCUUUUUUGGAUUUUGUCGACAUAAACAAAGAAAUAUUUAUUUGUUAUUGUUUUAUCAGCUGUUUCUAUAUUCAACAACUAAAGUAAAUGUUAACUUUAAAUUAUUGAAGGCAUAAAUAACUUAAAAAAUGCUAUGAGUUUUGUAAUGAAGAAAAUAAUUAUUUCCUACAGUCACCCGACAAAGUUGGCUUCCUUGUACUGUUUAUAGUACAGAAAGCUGCUAAUUGCUGCAUAUUUAUCCUUUGUCGUACGGUUUAUACUUUGGCGCACAUCAGGAUUCCAACGAAACAACACAAAACAGCGUGGUUGUAUUAUGCACGUAAUCCGUGUACGCUUGGAAAUAGGUUGGCAACACUUAAAGAUAAUAAUACUAUGAGCAGCUGAUUGACUAUUAUAACUAUGAUUUCACCUGUCAUUUCGUGUUUAUAGUUUUGGUAUUUCUGAACUUUCUGGACUUUUCUUUUAAACAUUUUUAAAACAUUCCUUUGAUCUUAAUAAACAAGAAAAUACCUAUAAAGCAUUUUUUUAGGCACGGAAACGACUUUAAAUUACAAAAACAUACGGAACUAUUUUCUCAAGUCGCGGAGCACAUUGCUUGCCGAAGAAAUAAUAGCGGAGUGAUACGGACUGGUGACUACUUUCUCUAGGGCACCUAUUUGUGUUGCCAGCUGAACCUAAAAACGUGCUGUAUAGUGUUUGAAAGAUUAAUUAUUUAUAUGCUUUAUGGUGACUGUAGGAAAAAUAUAAUGUGUAACACGAGUGCAAACACAUAUGCACAUGUGCUCGAGAUCAUUCCGCACUUGCCUGCGGCUCGUGCGUAAACAUUGCUCUCGUGUGCAGCAAAGCGCCACUUUGCUCACUAGUUACACAAAUAACUAUUCUUUGUAGUGUAGCGGUUCAAAACACAACUGAAAGUGGGUCUUUACAUAUUCUAGACCAUUUAAAUUACUCGAUAAAAAAAACACUUAAACACCAGCAUACUCGAAAAAUCUCACACUUUAAACAUUGUCUCAAAUAUGUAUUGACUCGCUUUCGACUCUUCUUGUAAAAUAUACAAAAUAAUGAAAUAUAAAUGAAUGAUGAAAGUCAUUUUUUUUUAAGUCUUGAAUAUUUUAUGAUUUUGUAAACGUUUCACAAUUUAACAUAACAUUUUUGUUUCAUUAACCUGUUUUAUUUCAGUAAAAUUUAUUAAUAAAACUAAUUUAUUAAUCUAUUAAGUAACAGCCUAAAAGUGGGCAUUUUCAUGCAUUUCUAAUGUUACUGAACUAGUUGUCAAUUCACUUGGUGUCAUUAAUGUAAUUGUGU